Messenger RNA from Synchiropus splendidus (mandarinfish), 8830 nucleotides. It is a transcript of the gene cenpf, whose product is annotated as centromere protein F. The transcript is spliced from 38 exons. Gene Ontology annotation, biological process: mitotic cell cycle; regulation of G2/M transition of mitotic cell cycle; metaphase chromosome alignment. Bases 68 to 8404 code for a protein of 2778 amino acids. Gene Ontology annotation, molecular function: transcription factor binding; dynein complex binding; protein homodimerization activity. The record is from RefSeq and is a predicted model, not a curated record. Lineage: Eukaryota; Metazoa; Chordata; Actinopteri; Syngnathiformes; Callionymidae. Gene Ontology annotation, cellular component: spindle pole; nucleus; chromosome, centromeric region.
AGGGUUCGGUGAACGAGCAUAUGAAACUGAUGGGAUUCGGCGCCUCCAACAAGUCAGGUAGCUCAUCAUGAGUUGGGCGGUGGAGGAGUGGAAGGAUGGCCUUCCAGCAAAAGCCCAGCGGAAGAUCCAAGAGAUGGAAGUCCAGCUGGACAAACUCAAGAAGGAAAGGAGUCAAAAACAAUUUCAGUUGGACUCCUUGGAAGCUGCGCUUCAGAAACAGAAACAAAAGGUGGACAGCGAGCGUAGUGAGGUUUCUGUCCUGAAAAGGGAGAAUCAGUCCCUCGUGGAGUCAUGUGAUUCGGUGGAGAAGGCCCGCCAAAAGGCAGUUCAUGACUUAGGAGUCAAAGAGCAGCAGGUGAGCUACCUGGAGGGCCAGCUCAGCUCUUGCAAGAAAACCAUUGAACGUUUGGAGCAGGAGCUUAAAAAAUACAAAAAUGAACUGGAUCGUUCCCAACCUGCCGGCUCUUCUUCUUCAUCAUCAGCAUUGUCAUCGUCGUCUUUGGACAUCCAGCUCCACGCUACUCCACAGAAGUGUUUGGCCACCCCAGGUCCAUCUUGCAGACAACAGGAUAACCGACUGGAGGGUCUUCAGGAGAAAUACAAGCAGGAGGUGGAAGAAAGGAAAAGGCUGGAGACAGAGCUGAAGAUCCUUCAGGUCAAACUACUGAGUCAGUCUUCAGCCAGCAUGAGUCACAAGGAGAUUGGUGCCCGUCAGGCUGGAUCUUCCAUAUUUCCAUGGCAACAGCAGGAUGCAGUGCACACUCGCCUUUCGCAAGACGUUUCGUCGAUGGAGACUCCUCUGAAGAGACGAGGUGCAUCUCUGUGGGACGCCCACGAGGAGACCCCCAUCAAACCCAGUCAUAGGAUGAGCUCCGCCAUAGUCAUGCAAAGUCCUGGUGGGUCAAGCCAGCAGAUGGAUCAACUUAAAACCCUCAACCAAGAGCUGAAAAACCGUAUGUCAGAGCUGGAGAGAAGUCUGUCUGGUCAAGAGAAGGAACUUCGGAAUCAGUCCUCCAAACUGCAGGAGCUCCAGAGCCAGCUGAACCAGGCACGCAAAGACCUCGUGGAGCGUGACCGAGAUUUGGCCAAGAAAACCCAUGAGUUGAGUCAAGCGUCAGACAGACAUCAGCAGCUGGAGAGCAAGUAUAAAACACUUGAGCAGAAGCUGAAACAAGUCACUGAGGAGAUGAGCUGCCAGAGACACAAUGCUGAGAGCUGCAGGCGAACCCUGGAGCAGAAACUGAAGGACCAUGAGCGAGACAGUCAGAAGGAGCUGGCCCAGCUGCAGAACUCAAACAAGGCUUUAGAUCAGCAGCUCAACCAGACCAAAACCAAAUUGUCUCAAGAAAUCCAACAGUCCAAGAAAGACUACAAUGUCCUGCAAGCUGAGAUGGAGAAGACAAACUUCCAGAAGGGUCAGAUGGAGAGGGAGGUGGAGGAGCAGAAGCAAAGGCUCCUCAGGUCAGAGCAGAGUCUUCAGGCCAGUCAAGCUAAAGAGCAGGACCUGCGCAAGAAAAUGGAGGAGCUUCAGCGGGAGAAGAACAGUACCUCUGUGCAGCUGGAGCAAAGCAGCAGACGUCUGUCACAGCUGGAAGAGGAGAAGAAGAGCUUGGACCAGAAUCUCAAACGCAGCCAGGGUCUGGUAGAUGACCUGAAAGCCAAGUCCGAUGGGCAGCUGGAUGAAAUGAAAAAACUUCAGACAAAAAUGGAGCAGCAGACGCAGGCCUCUUCUCGGGAUUUGGAAAACUUGAAAAAGACUCUUUUGGAUGCAGAAGCUAAACAUGAAAGAACUCAAAAAGACCUGCAGAAACAGAAGCAAGAUUCCGAACAAUUGACAAACAACUUGAACGCCCAAGAGGAGGAGAAGCAAAAUCUAAGAAAGAAUCUUGCUGCGAGUCAGAGCGAAUGUCUGCUGGUCAAACAAGAACAUCAGUCUCUGCUGGAGUGGAGGAAAGAGAAGGAGAGUCUCAUCAAUGAAACGGAAGCAGUGCAGACCGAGCUGAAUGAGAAAAUUAACAACUUGGAGAAGUCUGUCGGUUUGUUAAGUGAUGCCAACGAGGACGUUAAGAAGCAGAUCAGGAGUGUUGAGGAGGACAAGGUCAGACUGUCCGCUCACGUCGACUCUCUGAAGGGAGAGCUUCUGAAGAAGAGCACGGAGCUGGUGGAACGGGAAGAGCACUAUAAGGCUCUGCAGUGCAAAUGUACAGAGAUGCAAGAGAAGCACAGCAAAGAGCUGGAGAAUGUUGGUGUGCAAGUGAAGCAGCUGGAAAAGCAGGUGAAGGACCUGGAGUCUCAGCUGACAAGUGAACAAGCACGAGUGGAGCAGUCCGAGAAGACAAUCACUCAGCUUCAUGAAGAGCAUCAGGCCACUUGUGACCUGGUCUGCUCCAAAGAUCAGCUGCUGGACCUGGGUCAAACUGAAAUACAGCAGCUGAGAGAGAGUUUGGCUCGGGUAGCUGCAGAGCAUGAAGAGCAAAAGCUCAGGCUUGAGGAGGAGAAAACGGCUCUGGUGAAGAACUGUGAGGAGAGAGUUGCAGUAAAAGCGGAGGAGACCGAUCAAGUCAAGCUACACUUAGAGGAAACACAGCAGGAGCUGCAGCUCACCAAAAGUCAGUUUGCGUCCAUGGAGCAGCUGCUGAAGGUUCAGGAGCAGCUGGGAGCUGAGCUGCAGAAGCGACUACAGACACUGACUGAAACUGGGGAAGAACACAAACAGAAAUAUGAGAAACAGUCAGAGGAGCUGAGAAAGGCAGACGAAAAAAUGAAAGAACUGCAACACCAGCUUGAAGAGAAUCAGACCCAGCUGAGUGGGCUCAAAGCUGAGCGUCAGUCUCUUGACAAGAACAUUUCUGAGCUGGAAAAUAUUGUUCAAGAGAAGAAGAAAGAGGCUGAGAUUGUGUCAAAUGCCUACGAUACGGAGAUCAAAAAUCUUCUGGAGCAGAUAUCGUCCCUGAAGAACGAUGCAGCUUUGAGCAAAGAAGCUGUGGAUGAGGUUCCUGUGUUGAAGAACAAGCUCGAUGUUCUCAACAAAUCUUUCACUGAUCUCAAGGCAUCUUUGGAGUCUCUGGAGAAGAGCCACUCCUCAACUACUGAACUCAAGUCCAAGUUGGAGGACACAGUGGCCGAGAAAAGUAGCCACAUCUCAGCCCUGGAGAGUAAAGUCGCUGAGCUCACGGGGAAGAUCAGCAUGGAGUCAAAGCUGCACACAGCAGAGAAGGAAAGCUUCCUCAAUAAAGAAAAGUGUCUUCAAGAGAAACUUCAAUCUGCAGACAAAGUGCUUGCAGCCUCCAGGGCCGAAUCCAAGUCUCUCAGAGAUGAAUUCAAGACCAUGAAGAUGACUCUGUCUGCAGCCUCACAAGGCCUUGAGGAGAGAGACAACACCAUCAAGAACCUGAAGGAGAAGCUGAACAAAGCAGAGGCUGAACAUUUAAAAACAUCUGACCUGCUCAAAGAGAAGAUAUCAUCCAUGAGCAAAGUCAAGGUGCAGCUGGAGAUGCUUCAGAUGGACAUGGAUGACAAUGAGUCCAUGGUGAACACGUUGGACAGCCAGGUGGCGGAACUCAAAGAAACGAUCCAGUCACUGGAGGCCCAGUUAGCUCACAGCCGCACCCAGAUGUCUGACAUGGAAGCCCAGGUGGAAGAGGGGAAAGCUCAGGUGUCAGUCUUAGAAGCCCGUUUAGAAGAGGUCCAGUCUCAGAACUCCUUGCUCGGGUCUCAGUACCUAACAGCCCAAGAGGAGAUAUCAGAGAGAAGCUGUGAAAUAAGCCGACUGGAAGAAGAUGCUCUCAAACGAGCCCAGCUGGAGGAAGAAGUUGUGGCCCUCGAGUCAAAACUGGGCCUGAUCACAGAAGAGAAGACAUCCUUCGAUCAGAAAAUGAAGGAGAAAGAAACUCAGGUGAACAGGUUAACUGAGGAAAACAACCUGCUGGAGACGACGAUGAACCAGCUGAUGAUGGACAAAGAACUUCUAGAGACCAAGUGCCUAGAGUUGGAGGAAAGUCCGAAGAAGCUUGAUGAGAAGGUCAAGCAGCUUGAGGCAAAAAUAACUGAGAUAUCACAAAGCAAAGAGGAGAUGGAAGCUGACUGUCAGCAGAUGAAGUUGUGCAAGAAAGACUUAGAAGACAAUCUGGAGAGGGUGGAUGAGGAGAACAACCAGCUCAAGGCAAACAUAACUCAGUUAAUGGAGGAGAAGGAGCAUCUGGAUGUUGCCAUGAAAUUGUUAGAGGCUGAAAAAUGUCUGUUAGAAUCCACACAUGGCGAACUGUCGCUGCAGAAGAAUGAGUUGAUAUCCAACUUGAAUGAAGCUGUUCAGGAAAGGCUUCAACUGGAGGUUCAGAUUAAUCACGUGGCAGAGGAGAAAGUGAAAUUACAGUGCAGUUUGGAUCAGGCGAUGGAGGAGCAGAGGCAUCUGCAGGAGAACCAGGCAAGACAUGAAGAAGAGAUGACUUCACUCAGAGAGGAAAAUGAGUGCUUGCAUAGCUCCAUGAUGUCCUCUCAGCAGCAGCAACAGAGACUGGUGGAGCUGAUGGGCCAGAAGGCAGAGCAGGAAGGAAAAGAGAGGAGCCAGCACUUUGAAGCAGAGCAGAACAAACUGCACCAGAAUUUGUCCAAUUUGCAACAGGACAUGAACGUCUUCCAGCAGCAGAACAAUUCAUUACUGCUGCAGUUGGACCAGCAGCACAAGCUGAUACAGGAGCUCACACUGCAGCUGGUGACUCAAGCGCCAGUCGACAACCCCCAACAUGUGUCGGAGGACAGAGUUAUUUGUGUUGAGAAUGGAGCAGAAAGUUUUUAUACGUCUCCAGUGGACGAGCAGUUGAGUCUUGAACGAGCUGGACGGGAGGAUUUCAGUGACUGUGAGGCAGACGUCAUCUCUGAACAUGGAGUGCAGACAUGUGAAGUGUCUGAGCUUGAGACUGUGGAUGAGAUGAAAAGUGAAGAGGAGCAAAACCCAACUCUGGUCCAGAUUCCCGACUGCGACACUGGCAGUGACAUAACUGAUACUGUCGCUGAUUGUUUUGAGCUUCCUCAUCCUCAUGUUGACCCAAGUGUGUCAAAUCUCAAUGCUGCGGCUCUGUCAGUCGAGGGGAAUGAGCACAACAAACCUGAAAAUAAGCAGGAAUGCGAUUUGCUGGACCUGCAUGCUGAGUUUGACCUCCUGAGCUCUGAACUUGAACUGAGGAAAGAGUUGACCUCUGACCUCCAAGUUCAAGUGCAGAACCUGGAAAAGAAACUUGCAGCUUCUGAGGAAGACAAACAUUGUGUGUCUGAGAAGUUGAACAUCGCUUUGGGGGAGAAGAAAAGGCUGGAUGAUCAGUUGACUCAGCUGUCUGAGGAAAGAGAGUCUUUAACUCUUCAGCUCCAGACUAACAAAUGUCAGCUGGCAGAUGUAAUGGAGAUGAUGGAGGGACUGGAAAUGACCAAAGGUGGCUGGGAUGAGAAGUACCUCCAGCAGGAGAGCGAGCUGAGAAGAGUUCGCUCCGAGAAGGCCAACCUGGAGCAGCACAUCCUGGGCAUGGAGGGAGAAUUGGAGACCCUGCAGGAUGAGAGGACCAGACUAAAGGAUGAGAUGGAGGCUCAGAGAAGAACAUGUUCUGCUAUGGAGCAGCAACUCGAGUGUCUCUCAGCCGAGACCUCGCAGCUGAGAGCAGAACUAGUAUCCUGCACAGAGGAGCGAGACGAUCUGAGUCAGUCUGUGGGGCACUGGAGAGAGAAGGUGCGAGGUCUGGAGAAGAGCAACUCUGACACCAGAGACCUGAUUUCCAUCCUGGAGGAGGACAUCAGAGCAGGCAGGAAGGAGUACGAGUCCCUGCAAAGCAACAUGUCCAAGUUGACGUUGGAGAGGCAACAGCUGUUUGAGCAGAUCAACUCUCUGGAGCAAACAGUCUCCGAGCAGAGCGCAGAGAAGGAACAGCUGAUCGGCCAGAUGGACCAGAUCAAGGAGGACAACACUUCCUCGAGCCAAAGCACUGAGUCCAUGGUCAGCAAGAUACAGACCUUGCAGGGAGAAGUGAGCCGCCUCUCUCAGUCUCUGGAGUCCUCCCUGCUGGAGAAAGGAGAGAUCGCCUCUCGUCUCAACUCCACGCAGGACGAAGUCCAGCAGAUGAGAAGCGGAAUCGAGAAGCUCCAGGUCCGCAUUGAGUCUGAUGAGAGGAAGAAAAAGAAGAUGGGAGAGCUUCUUAAAGCCGCCCAAAGAAAGUCCGACUCUCUGCAAGACCGCAUCAGUGCUCUGGAGCGAGAGAAGGAAGAUGUGGAGCGAGAUCUUGAGGAGGCGUUUCUGCAGGCUGAAACUGUGAAGGCUGAGCUAGAGGAGGAACGGCAAAGGGUGGAGGAGGAGAAGAAAGAACUGUCGGAGAACUUGUCUGCGCUCUCUGCCUCCCUGAUCAACCUGCGGUCUGAGAAAGAGCGUCUGGAGCACGAAGUGGAAGCAAAACACCGGGAGAUCGAGGAGCUGAAAGCAGUGAAGGAGGAGUUGGAGAGAGGGUUGGAGAAGGUGGAGACAGAUCGAAGACAAGAGGAGAGAAAGAUGAGAGAGGAGGCAGAGCAGCAGGUGAAACACCUGGAUGAUCUUCGGUCUCAGCUGGAAGCUUCUCGACAGCGGGAGGCUGCACUGGAGCUGCAGAAAACCGACACUGAUCGGGAGAAGGAGCGACUACAGUCGCUGCUGAGCAGUUUGGAGGAAGAGAAACUGUGUCUGCAGAGUUCUUGUAAGAACUGGCAGACGGAAAGAGACACUCUUAAGUCUCAGGGGGCAGAGUUGGAAGAAGAGAGGUGUCGUAUGAGGGACUGCAUCACUGAUAUGGAAAAACACAUUAGUAGUUUGAAUGCACUGAUGUUGGUUAAAGACCAAGAAAGACAAGUGCUAGAAAAGGAGAGGGCUGAUGAGAGUCGUGCUGCAGCCGAGGCGCUCUCCUCACUUAUGGCAGAGAAGGAACGGAUAGAGGGAGAAAAGUCUGGCCUCUCAGAAGAAAAAGAAAAACUGCAGUCUGCUCUGGUGUCAGCAGAAGCAGAGAGAAAUGACCUGAGCAGCACUCUGGCGUCAGCUGAGGCAGACAAAGAGCGAUUAGAGCAGGAGAGAAAAAUGUUGUCAGAGGAGAAUGGAAGGCUUUGCUGUGCCAAGGAGAACGUUCUCCUGCACCAAAGUGCUCUGGAGCAAGAGAAGGAACAAAACCAGAGUCAAAGACUGAAGCUAGAAGCUGAGAAAGAGGAGCUGCAGUCUUCCCUGAGUCAGAUGAAAGAAGAGAAGGAGAAAGUGUUAGCAACGCUUUCUUCACUGGAGCAGGAGAAGAACCGAGCUGAAGGAGAGAAGGAGAAGCUCUCAGAGGAUCAAGAGAGGCUUCAAUCCACAAUCAUGUGUUUGGAAGAGGAGCUUGAGGAACAGAAAGGGUCUGCGACUGAGCUGAGCCAGCAGGUGACAGAACUGUCAUCCAGAGCUGCUCGUCUCGUGAAAGAGCGAGACUGUGCUCUCAGCAAGAUGAACCUCUGGAUGAAAACAUGCAAACAGCUGGAGCAAGAGAAGCAGUUACUGGCGGAGAGCUCAGGUGACACAGCGAGCAGCGACGAGAUGAAGCAGUUGAAGCUGGAGGCAGAUGAAAAACAGAAAGCCGUAAGCAGACUGACGACAAUGCUGCAGCAGGCAAAGCAGGAAUCUGAGGAGAAAUCGAAAGAGCUGGAAAAACUUCACUCACAGCUGGACGGGUUGAAGACUGAGCAGAAGGAGGGAGAAGAAGAGCUGCAGGACCUGAAGAAGCUCCUGGAGGAGAAGAGCCAAGAGGCUGACGACUGCAUGAGCAAAUACUGCAACUUGAUGAUCCAAGUGCACAAACUGGAGGAGGCCAACGAGGCUCUGACUUUGCGGCUGGAGCACAUAUCCACCAGCAAACGCACGGAAGGCCGUCGACGCUCCGAAAGGAAAAGCUCCAGACUCCAGGAGGAGAGCACUGAGAACGUCGCUCCAUCAACCCCGCAGAAGUCUCCUCAAGGGAAGAGAGGUCACAAAGAUAUCAGCGACAAAGACGCCCAGGAGGCUUUGCACAACCUGACCAAGAAGAUCCGAGCCAAUGCCACCGGGACCCCGAAACCCCAGCCGGAGCCGGAGGAUGAGUUCAGACCUGAGGGGCUUCCAGAGUUGGUUCAAAGAGGUUUCGCUGACAUUCCUCUGGGCGAGGCGAGUCCAUUCAUCAUGAGGAGAACCACUGUGAGGCGCUGUAGUCCACGACUGGCUUCCAGACAGACCGGCUCCCUCCCUGAUGACAAGGUUUUGGUGCCGUCCUUUCCUCUGAGUCCCGCAUCUGACAACCGGAAGAGUCGGAGAUCAUCAGGUCUGCACAAGGCUGCCGAUGAGAGCGAGAGCCAGUUUGUCAGGCAGCCGCCUCAGCAGGAAGACAACUGUCACGUCCAGUAGACCCACACUCCCGUCAGUAAUCUUGCUUUCUCUAGGAACGGUGACAAGCGGCAGCCUUAACAUAAGCCUGAAACUCCAAUGUAAAUACACACUCUACCCUUUGUUUGAUGUUGGUCACAGUGUAGUUCUGGCCUGACGAGGAGCGGUUGUCAUGAAACUCUUCAGACUUUUUAAGUAGCACGAGAAGCUUCUGAAUGUAAACUCUGUUUCUUCAACUCUGCAAGUCUCGCUCAUUUUUCUCUCUCCCUCCUCGUCGUCAGUCUGUGGCUCUCUCUUCUAAUGGCAGCUAAACAUCGUUUGUUUCUGUUAUUCGAUUGACGUUGUUUUGGACCAAACACUCGAAUGAAUGAAAGUUGUUUUUAGUCUCUUAGUUCUAUCUGCAUUUUAAAUAUAGUGAUCACAAGUCAAAGUAUCGCCUGUAUAUAA